Pediculus humanus corporis (human body louse) is the source of this 1101-nucleotide messenger RNA. RefSeq lists its product as uncharacterized. The transcript has 7 exons. The record is from RefSeq and is a predicted model, not a curated record. The coding region runs from base 1 to 1101 and encodes 366 amino acids. Lineage: Eukaryota; Metazoa; Arthropoda; Insecta; Psocodea; Pediculidae.
AUGAGAGGCGUCAAUGAAAAUGAACCUCCCCCCCCUCAAGUUUUUUUUCGUUUAAUUUACGUUUCAUUACAAUUGGGUACCUAUUUGGGUGGACCUUGCGAAUAUUCUUGCAGUGAUAAAUUAAUACACGUGAUAUGCGACGAGAAAAAAAAAACAUGCGAAUGCGAAGAUAAAUAUCCGGUUGAAAUAGGUAUAAUGCGUGGAUGCGAAAAACCCAAACAAUUGGGUGAUCAAUGUUUUUAUGCUCAAACGUGUUCGUUUUUCGAUCCGAACGCAAUUUGUACACAAAUACAUCAUAAUGCCAUAUGUCAGUGUAAGCCUGGAUUUCACACGGUUGCCUUAAGAAAAGGUGUGAGGAAGGUUUUUUGUACGGAAGAUGUUGUCGUCGUUUCUGCCGAUUUACCGACUCUUUUAGGUGUUGCCACGGGUAUUGCAGUACUUACCGGAUUAUUGUGUUUCGUCCUACGACUGUUCAGUGGUAACCGUUAUCCACCGACACGUCACUACGCAAAUGCAAAUUUAGCACCGCCAUUACUAUUUUCAAGUGACAAUCAAUGGAUAAACGGGAUACCACUCACAGUACAAAAUCGUCCAUCAUCGAGAUCAUCAUCGUGUCAGAGAAGUACAAUGAGUUUGGCACAAUAUCCAAGGAAUAAAGGAGUUUUGGUACCGCCAUCGAGAGCAGGUGCGGCUCGUGCAGCCGCCAUCUUGCUUAUCCCAUGUCAACUUCAGGCAUCCUCAAGACAAAACGAUUUAGAAGUUGUUCAUAAUAAUAACAACAAUAAUAAUGACGAAGACGUUGAAGACGUUGAAGAAAAUGAUUUGUGUUUUUUUGGUUUUUUUUUGGGAUUUUCAGGUUCACGAAAACAAAGUUUAACUUCCGUUCACAGCACUACGUCAUCGCAGAGAAGUUAUUCGUAUAGCGCGAGAAGAUUCGAACAAGAAAAUCAACAAAAGGAACAAAGAGCUGCAAUGAGAGCUGCGAGAGAGGAAGCAGCCAAAAUGGCCGCACUUCCGACUCCGAGCUCAUUAUCAACAGAAGAUUUAUUAUUAAUUCCGUCCAAAAUCUCCAUCACAAUCGGAACCGACAGAAUUUACUAA